Periconia digitata is the source of this 2157-nucleotide messenger RNA. The record is from the annotation of a GenBank genome assembly. Lineage: Eukaryota; Fungi; Ascomycota; Dothideomycetes; Pleosporales; Periconiaceae.
CGUUGCGCCUCAUCGCAGGAACAGGAAUGAAAACAGAAUGUCAGAUAUGUACUUGACACAACCUCUCUCUUUGUCAAAAAGUCCUACCUACAACCAUGAUCUCCCUACCAUAGUCAUCUCUUUGUUUGCGACUUGUAAACUCACCUGUUCAUUGGACCCCGCAUGAAUUUCUUUGUUUUGGGCAGUUCUUUAUGAAAGACAUUUUGUCCGUCUAGCUUUAGCAAUUCCUAUCGUUUUUCUUCACUUCAAACAGUACAGACAGAUUCGCAUACAAUCGCUGCCAUACAUACAUACUAUCCACCAUGGUUCAGGGGCUCAAAGACGAUCCAGACUUCAUUCAAUCUCCCAAAGACUUCAUCAAGGAAGCCACAAGAGAACGGAAUCUUGGAGCCGGAGCGGAUGGGCAGGUCUCCCUGUUCAAGCACCGCCACACGGGCCGUUGCGUUGCGGUGAAGUAUAUUGGAGAGAAUGUGUCGGGUGAUUGGAGAGAAGCGGCGGUGAAUAAUUUGCUAAACGAGAUCGAUCGGUUCAAAACUCUGGGGGCGCAUCCGAAUAUCAUUAAAGUGGUAGGCUGGGAUGCGGAUUUCGACGACCAUCGAGCUGGAAUGCCGGCUUUGUUCCUGGAGCUUGCUACUCAUGGUAGCAUGCAUGAUUACCAACACCGUUUGCGUAGUUACUUUUCAAGAGUUCCCGAACUGACCCUUUGGAAGGUCAUGCUCGAUCUCAGUAACGGCAUCGACUUUCUGCACAACAAACACAAUCUUCAACUCGUUCACGGCGAUAUCAAACCCGGCAAUUUUCUUGUCGUCGGACCUCCUGGGGUGAAGGAAUUUCCUCUCCUUCCCACCUUUAAAUUUUCUGAUUUCGGUCGCAUGGAAGCUUACGACCCAAAGAAUGCCGUGGAAUUCCUGGGCACACAGGCAUAUGCACCGCCACUCGAAGAACGCUGGGCGGGUAUGGCACCCGCCGCAGACAUAUGGGGUAUUGGGGCGACUCUUAACGAGCUAGCUUUCAACACACCGCCCACACAAACAGAUGCUCAAUUUCUUCGGAGUUAUAAUGAAGCAAAAACCUCCAGUGAAACAGAUCUCGAUACAGAUAUUCUGCAGAACAAUUUGUACGUUCGUAAACAGGUUCGCAGUAUGCGUGAAUCCACGAUUCGGCCGUUGAACGCCAGUCGAGAGCGCCAAAUUGAAGAGUUCAACCUUCCGCCCAGCAAUACAGUGGAACCCUACUCAAAUGAGCUGCAAUAUUGGUAUGACGUAUGUUGUCAGUUCGAGAAGAAAGAAAGGGCUACAGCGAAAUUGCUCGGAAGAUAUCUCAUCCCCACUGCCGAAGCCAAUGUUGAAGUUUACGCCGCAUCUUACAAUCUGGACCACAACCGACUUAGGAGAGACAUCAUUGCACACAAUCUAAAGCCUGGCGUGCCAAAGAUGGUUGUACCGCCAUUGAGGGCAAACCCUACUACAGAUCGCGGUCGGCCGGAGGAUCAAAUUUCCUUGUCCUACGGUACCGAGCCAGAAGAAAUUGAUCGUUUCGAUCGCGCCGACGAUCAAGAGGGGUAUGAUCCGGCUACAUCGAGUGAAAAUAAACUUGGGAUAGAAGAUAUUGGGCCGUAUCAAGAACAGCCGGCUCGUCCUGACGUUGGCCGCGAGGUAGCCGAGCCACAAUGGAGGUAUCCCCUGCAGUUUGAUGGGGUGAUAGAACCGCAACCACUAUCCUUUAAAAACAAUCAUGGGCAACCAGAACGCCUUGAUGUGGGCCAUAGAGUGACCGAGCCACAGUGGAAUUCGCGUACACCCCAGGAGUAUGCCCUGCAUCUUACUGUAGAGGAACCGCAACGUUUGCUCAAGUCACAGGAGGAUAAGCGAGAGACUCACGAUCGGAAAGACAAUCAAACACACGCACCUCCAUGAUUUGUAGAAGAACGAGAACGAAUAAUAAGGUAGACUAAGAGCACAAUAGGAACAACAAGGUUUAUGGAGACUCUUCUGUACACGAUGGUAUACGGAGGGAUCAAACCGACUAGCUUGGUCGUUUCUUCUCCUCUCUUUUUUCUUUUUAUAUCAACCGUUUCCUGUCUCGCUCGGUUGAACUCAUCGAACCCAUCUUUGUAAAUCUUUUCGACUCCGAAUUGCGCUAUGAGAACGACACUAA